Monopterus albus (swamp eel) is the source of this 1537-nucleotide messenger RNA. It is a transcript of the gene cdk4, whose product is annotated as cyclin dependent kinase 4. Gene Ontology annotation, molecular function: ATP binding; cyclin-dependent protein serine/threonine kinase activity; cyclin binding. Gene Ontology annotation, biological process: signal transduction; protein phosphorylation; G1/S transition of mitotic cell cycle. Gene Ontology annotation, cellular component: cyclin-dependent protein kinase holoenzyme complex; cytoplasm; nucleus. The record is from RefSeq and is a predicted model, not a curated record. The transcript has 8 exons. NCBI's taxonomy places the organism in Eukaryota, Metazoa, Chordata, Actinopteri, Synbranchiformes, Synbranchidae. The coding region runs from base 268 to 1200 and encodes 310 amino acids.
AGUUGCUAGAAGCAACAGGAAGCGAUAACCCAAAAAGAGCCCUGGCUGGGGACAGAAACCAGCAGUGGAGGCCUACAUCAUACUGCUCGGCUGCCUUUUCCACACCAGAGCCACUGCUGGGCUGCAAAGUUCAGGCCGGACACGACCUGCCGCUUCUGACCCGGUUCUGGAGGAGUUAGAUAGUACGUGGCAAGUUAGUGAACAUGUCCUCAUAAAUCUGAAGUACCUGCUGCCACAGAGAAGAAACGGGCGAGUCUGAGCUUGGUCAUGGCCCAUGCCACCAGUAUCCAGUAUGAGCCAGUGGCAGAGAUCGGAGGAGGCGCUUACGGGACUGUUUUUAAGGCCCGAGACAUACAGAGCGGACAAUUUGUUGCUCUAAAGAGUGUACGUGUCCAGACAGACCAAAAUGGCCUGCCAAUCUCCACAGUCAGGGAGGUGGCUGUAUUGAAAAGGCUGGAGCAGUUUGACCACCCAAAUGUGGUCAGGCUCAUGGAUGUAUGCGCCAUCCAGAGGUCGGACCAGGAGACUAAAGUCACUCUGGUGUUUGAGCAUGUGGACCAAGACCUCAAGACGUACCUCGAGAGAACUCCAGCUCCUGGAUUAUCUCCUGAACGCAUCAAAGACCUGAUGAGGCAGUUGCUGUGUGGUCUUGCAUUCCUUCACUCUAAUCGUGUGAUGCACAGAGACUUGAAACCAGAGAAUAUUCUGGUAACCAGUCAGGGCCAGGUGAAACUGGCUGACUUUGGACUGGCCAGGAUCUACAGCUGCCACAUGGCCCUCACCCCUGUGGUGGUGACACUGUGGUAUCGGCCUCCUGAGGUUCUGCUACAGUCCAGUUAUGCCACACCUGUGGACAUCUGGAGCACUGGCUGCAUCUUUGCUGAGAUGUUCAGGCGCAAACCUUUGUUCUGUGGAGAAUCAGAAGUGGACCAACUUGGGAAAAUUUUUGAAGUUAUUGGCUUGCCACCAGAAGAGGAGUGGCCGACUGAUGUUACACUGACAAGAAAAAACUUUCCCCCCAACAUGCCACGGCCAAUCGCUGACUUUGUUCCAGAGAUUAGCGAGCAGGGGGCGCAACUAUUGCUGAAAAUGUUGACGUUUGACCCCUUGAAACGAAUAUCAGCCCUGAAUGCACUAGAACAUUCCUAUUUCCAGGAUGGGGAGACAUUGAGUCAGACAAAAGCUAAAGUGAUGCAAUGAAACAUGCAGCGAGAGGUAGCUGUGUCUAAAUUUAGACCUGACCUAACCAUAAGGAGUUUCACAAUCAUUUAGUGCACUGCCAUUCGAGACUUCUGGUUUUAUGCUUUGGAAUUUUUUUUGUUAUUCCUGCAUUUAAACAUUGCUGUAUUUAAAUCAUGUGGAAAUGAAAGAAUAGUUUCCAGUAGACCCAUAUGGCACAACGCCUGGCGUUUUAAGGUAGAGCAUCGCCAGCAUGGAGGUCAGUGGAAAGAUAAGGAUGGUUCACAUUUGUUCUGGAUGCUGUGGCCUUCAUAGUCACUUCUGCCCUGAAAUAACAAAAUAAACUUUUUUUUUUUUG